This is a messenger RNA of Rhizophagus irregularis DAOM 181602=DAOM 197198, 954 nucleotides long. NCBI's taxonomy places the organism in Eukaryota, Fungi, Glomeromycota, Glomeromycetes, Glomerales, Glomeraceae. The record is from RefSeq and is a predicted model, not a curated record.
CCUUUUCUUUUUUUUUUAUUUAAAAAAUUGAUAAUCAUAUUUUUAUAAAAAAAUUUAAAGCCUCAUAAAAUAUUUCAUUAUGUCAUAUAGUAAAAAUAAAUUAAUUAAUGAUGCACUUAAUAGAUCAUACGCAUUAUUAGAUCAAAAUCUUAAUAGUGAUACAUUUUAUGAACUUAGAAAACAAAUACUUCUUGAUGAUGAAUCACUUACGGAAAAUGAAAAAUCUGAAGCAAUAAUAAUAAUAACUAAAAUUUAUGAUUAUGACAAACUUCUUUUUAAUGAAGGAACAAAAAGAAUUUGUGAAAAUUGUAACCAAGAAUGUUUAGCUAUAACAUAUUGUGAAUAUUGUGUUCGAAAUUAUUUAAAAGUAAAAUUUUCAAAUUGGACAUCUGGAAAUGUUAUUAUUGAUAAUUUAAUACAAGAAUGUCAAAUGAAGACAAUUGUCCCACAUCUAAUACCAGAAUGGAUUCCAUAUAAUAAUCUACAAAAUAUUGAAUAUCUAACAAAAGGUGGAUUUUCAGAAAUUUAUAUGGCAAUCUGGAUUGAUGGGUAUUUUAUUGGAUGGAAUACUGAAAGGCAGCAAUUAAAAAGAUAUGGAGCUCAUGGUGUAGUACUUAAAAGAUUAGAAAAUGUUGAAAAUGCAAAUCAAAAUUGGAUUGAAGAGGUUUGUAAUCUAAAUAUUAAAACAGUUGACAAAUUAAUUUGAAAAUUUUAAAAUGGUUUAUUUUAUAGGCUAAAUCACAUUUAAAUAUAAGCAAUAAAUGGAGUGAAAUUGUCCAAUGUUUUGGAUUAACACAAGAUCCGUCAAAUGGAAAUUAUAUGCUUGUAAUGAAUAAUUUGGAUUUAGAUUUAAGAAAAUAUUUACAACAAAAUCAUAAUCAACUUACAUGGAAAGAAAGAAUUCAAAUUAUUACUGAUAUAACACUUGCACUUCGAAGAAUUCAUGAAGAAAAU